Molecule: messenger RNA, 558 nt
Organism: Phytophthora infestans T30-4
Lineage: Eukaryota; Oomycota; Peronosporomycetes; Peronosporales; Peronosporaceae
Product: SCP-like extracellular protein
Exons: 1
Coding region: 1-558 (185 amino acids)
Source: RefSeq, a predicted model, not a curated record
AUGUCGCUCCGGAAAUUGUGUCGAUCCACUUUGCUGGUCGUCAUUGUCGUCACGACCCUAUGGGCUUCAAGCGCUUCUGCCGACCUUGAAGCUGCUGCCGAUAACAACUCGACUGUCAACAAUACUACUCGCUAUUUGAAAGAAGCCGCCAGCGACUACCGUAUUGCAAUGCUGAAUGCUGUAAACAGGGAGCGUGCAGCUCGUGGACUACCAAAGUUUUGCAUGAACAGGAAACUGCAAAAUGCUGCUCAGGUCCAUGCGUCAGACAUGGCUAAGCGGAGCUUCCUCAGUCACACCGGCUCGGACGGAUCAAGCAUGUCGUCUCGAGUCCGAGGUGCGGGUUACCGAUGGGCUUCCAUCGCAGAAAACGUCGCUGCCGGCCAGGCAACAGUGAGCAGCGUUCUCGCGUCGUGGAUGAGGUCUAAGCCACACCGAACCAACAUAUUGAGCACAAAGCACAAAAUGUUUGGCUGCGGUUACGCUGCCACUUCCAGCAGCAAGUACAAGCACUACUGGACGCAAGAUUUUGCGUCGGGCAAUGUCGAAAUUUGCGGUUGA